CAGCAACUCUUGAGCAAUUAGGGUUAAAGAAAGAAACCUUGCACCAGCUUACAGACAUUGAAAUAGAACUCAGAAUUUUUGCCAAAUUUGGAUCUUUUGUGUAAUCUUUUGCCCUUCAGUGUUACUUUGCACUCAAACAAAAUCGUCUCGCCAACUCCAGUAUAUUAUUUACUGGUAGACACAAAACAACAGAGGCACCGUGGUGAUCUGCACGUGAUCUGUACAUGAUGUGUAUACUACAUGUGCAUUUGUCGUAUGUGGUGUUUUCAGUAAGUUCUUUGCUCAUGUGUCUCCCACAGCACAUGUUGGCUAAGCAUGUGAAACGUCAUGUUAAAACAUCUUAAACUAGAUUCUGACUAUUAUUAGUUGGGGUCAAUGUUCACUUCCAGUUUCACCUCUGGACCCUCCCUUUAAGUUUAACCAUGGAGGAUGCUUUAACUGUGCUGUUAACAUAACGGAAGUACUGUACGACAUGUUAGCAAUGGAGAGGUCUUGGAUUGUCCAAUCUCCUGGCAGUGUGGGAGGAAACGAAGGAAUCAAGGUGUUAUCUCCCGAUCCAGACUUGACGACCCAGCCCACGGGGGCUUGAGGCAAGAUUAGAAGGUUUUUUUUUUUUCUUUGCGGGUGAUCCCCAGAAUCACGAGGUUGGCAUUAAGGGGCCGGAACUUCUCUCUCUCUGUUUUGCGCAAGCGAGGCCAGAAACAGCCCAAGCGGUUCCUGUCUGAGGGGAUGAACAGGAGGUAAUCGGAGGGUAAUUUCCUUCCUCCAUGACUUCCACGGCAAAAUAUGCGGGCUUGGGGUUUUUCACUUCAAGCGGCUGAGCACUCUAAAUACUAUCUGUCAAACCUUUGCUAGAUCUCUCUCUCUCUGUCUUUGGAUGGGGGACAAAAACUGCCAUACAAGUUCUUUCUGUUUUGGUUCGCUUUGUGUACGAUGAAAUCGUUGAGCUCUUGCAUCUGGUCCUGGUUGGGGUACAGGCAGUUAAAUCUUGUGAAAUGUACAUGUACAAUGUACAUGUAUUUGAACAUUGCACCUGUUUUGUGGAGGUUGCCUAGUACAUGGUGUUUGCUGAACUCAAAGUGUGUAUGUGUACAUGUAGUUUGUUUAUGAUUUUAUUUUGUUUUGGGGACUUACAAUAUAGGACUCGUUGAGCAGAAGGGCAAAUUUCAGCUUAGCGUAAAAAGACCUGUUUUUCUCUUUGAAGUGCCUGAACCGAAAAGGCCAUCUUGGUAAUGAACUUACCCAGUUUCCUGUAUUCCAUGAGUACUCUAUAUGAGUGUGGACAGAAACUAGAACUGUGUUACAACUGCUGGAUGAAAGAAGCUGCAUUUGAUUUUGAAUGACUUGAGGCUGAUUCCCCUUCACCAGUUGUUUUUGUUUCAAUUUUUCACAUUUUUUUCCCUCGUCAACAAAAUUUUUCGGUGAUUUUUCUCAGCAGUACAAUGCAUGAUCUUUACACUUGACUUGUACUCGUGUAUAUCAAAUUAUCAACCCUGAUCUACAAUGCCCACUAUGCAUGUACAUGUAUGUGUACUGAAAGGGAUUCACUGUCGUCAUCAUACUGUGUGAUGUGUUAAGAUCGGGGUAUGCAUACAUGUACGUAUUUGGUUGAAAUAAUCUCAUUAAAAAUUCAUUUUAGUAGCAUUGCCUCUUGUCGUUCACUUACUCAGACUGGAUUUUGGUACUUUUUGUGUAUUACUGUGUUUUUAUUUCACAGUAACUUUAAUUUUAAAAGUAACUUGUAGCCAAAGGGUCACAAACAUUUUAUUGUACAGAGAAUAGGGGCCUACAAUUGACAUGUCGCAAAAUGUGUGUAAAACCUUGUAAAUAACAUUUGAAAAAACACUAAAAUGCAUCAUAAAAACAGCACUGAAGGAUAUUGAAACUCACACUGUCACACACACAAACAUCGUACAAAAUACUUGUGGACCACUGAAGUCUUUGAACAGUUCUACAGGCCUCAUAAAAACACUGACAAAAGUGCAAAGAUUGUUUGCAUGGGCAGUCAGAAAAGCACCUACAUUUACUGUCAACACUUGAUCCCUGUGGCUAUAACCUAACCGACAUGUAGCUUAUACUUCAUAUUGAUCAUUGUGCCUGUCUUCUGAAUAGAAACCAGAACUUGCUUACAUAUGCACAUAUGUACCAAUAUACAGUGUACAAUGUCUUUAGGCCCACUGAACAUGUACUGUAGGUAUACCUGGUUGUGAUUUCAGAUUUAAACCAGAAGCUUUUGCACGUGUAAAUAUCUACAGCUUGACCUAUGGUACAUGUAUUGUACAAACGUACUUCCUUGAGCAAAACUGUAGGUUCUGGUGUGGGAUUUCCAUUUGCAUGUACAUGAAUACCAUAUGCAUGUAUUUUGCUCUUAUUACAUGUACAUGUAUGGUACAUGUUUAUUUUACACCUGCAUGAUGAAAUUUUGCACAUGUCCUCCCAGAUUGCUAGCUCAUCAAACGUGGAAAAUCAGAUCCAUUAAUUGUUACAACUUAAUUUUAACUUCCUGGUGUCUUUUUACUAGGCACUGGGUCAAAACCACCAAAAUCCAGCACUGUCUGUGCAGUCCAUGUUGCUUGCUAAAAAGAUGACCACUGGCAUGAUGGUCUUUGUUGAUGGACCUGCAUAUUACGUAGUACAUAUGGCUUGCAUGACAUCAUCAGUUUUGUUGCCAUGACAGCAUGAUACUGAAUGCCCUGGCAGUGCUUCAGGCUUCCUGGACCAAGUCCAUCAUAAUCCAUCGACAUUUGGUCACCUCAGGCCUUCUGGACUGAGUCCAUCAAAACCCACCAAAAAUUAUGGAUUCUGAAGGAUUUGGGAUGGCUAGAGUUAAGGAAUCUUAGUCAGUGGCCUGUUGCCAAACUAAAAGUUGCCUCCUGUGGCUUCAACACGAGCUUCACCCUCCAUUUCCAACCGUUGCCAUUGGAACCACAGGGAGAUUGCUAGAUGCCUCUGCAACAGAAAAUGGAGCUGCAUUGAGCUCCAGGUUCUCAAGCUCAGGGGACUAUGAAUCCAAGAAACUAGAGCCACAAGCCAGACAGGGCGAUGAAGUCAACUGUUUUGACCUGCAGGCCAUGCAAUAAGAAGGAACUUCCCUCCCACAAUCUGGCAUUUCCUGUAAAGUUCAACGAAUGGAGGGACGAGCCUACACUGCAUGAGUACAGUGUGCUGCCGUCUCGUUUACGUGGUCGAUAAGAUGUCCAAUACCAUCCAGAUUGACCAGUCUACCUUUGAGGCACUGCCCCGCACCCAGCGCCUCAAGCUGGCCAAGAAGGCCCGUCAGGAGCAGCUGCGGCAGUACUACGCCCGGGAACGAGAGGAGCAGCGCCGGGGGUCCGCAGGGGACGGCGGCAGGGGCACCCGCACGCCCAACAAGAAGGGCACCCAGGUGAACUUCCAGCUGGCCCACCGGCUGCGGGACGCGGCCACCAGGUUUGACAUCAAAGAGGUGUUGGCACUGUUGGACCAAGGAGCUGACCCAAACACGUCGUCAGAGAGUGGGGUCACUCUGCUACAUCAGUGCGCUCUCGAUGACAACCUGGCAGCGGCUGAGAUCCUGGUAUCCCGUGGGGCCAACGUCAAUGCACAGGAUGACGACUGGUGGUCGCCGCUCCAUGCGGCGUGCGCCUGUGACUUUGCCGAAAUUGCCCAACUGCUCUUAAGUAGUGGUGCGGAUGUAACCCUCCUUGACAUUGACGGCAAUGUCCCUUGGGACCACACAGCUGAAGGCAGCGAAACACGACUGGUCAUGGAACAACAUAUGCAGCAAGUCGGAGUUGACAGCAGUACACUGAGAGGCAUCAAGCAGCGGGAUGCAGAGAGAAUGCUAUCGGAUGUCAAAGAGUUCUUACUGACUGGAGGAAACGUGAAUGCAACCAACGACAGAAACACGUCACUGCUGCACAUAGCUGCCGCCAACAACUACCGCGACGUGGCCAAGUACCUCUUGGACCACUAUGCCGAUGUAGACCUGGAGGAUGAUGAGGGGAUGACUGCCUUGCACCUGGCGGCCAGAUUCGGCCACACCAAGAUGAUCAAACUACUGACCAGGAGGAACGCCAACCCCAAAAUCGCUAAUGCCAAUGAGGAGAGGGCCGUUGACUUGGCGGCUACUGAGCUGAUCCAAGAGAUGCUGAAGACUGCCAUGCAGGAGUACCUGCCCAACCGCAUCAAGCCGGUCGCCGCCCCCGGCCGCGACGACGAAAUCUACGAGGAGCUGCCCGACCCUACAUCGGACGGAGUGGCCCGCAUCAACAGCAAAAACCUAAGAGCAAGAUCGUCAUCCUUGUCCAAAACCGAGGAGAUUUUUGAGGCGCAGACAAGGAUACCCGACGACAACAAAAGACUCAGCCAACCAGGCGAUGAGCAAAUCAAGUGCAUCGGGCUGAAGAUUAUGCCCGAGGAUGAAUCGGUGUAUCUGCCCGGCACGAGCUCCACCGACGACCUGACCUCCAUGUCGGAGCUGUCCCAGAACAUGAUCCUGCAGGAGCUGAUGCUGAGGUACAGCAAGGACAUCAUCUAUACCUACGUAGGCGACAUCCUGAUUGCCGUCAACCCCUUCAAGAGCCUGCCCAUCUACUCCUGCCGCGUCUCGCGCCAGUACUGCGACCUGGCCGAGCGGCGCAGCCUGACGCCGCACAUCUUCUGCCUGGCAGACGACGCCUACCGGGCCAUGCUGCGGGAGGGGCGUUCGCAGUGCUGUCUUAUCAGCGGGGAGAGCGGGGCGGGCAAGACGGAGUCGGCCAAGUACCUGGUCCAGCACCUGCUGCUGCGGGCCCACAGCGAGGAGAGCCUGCUGAACGAGAAGAUCCAACAGGUGAAUCCGUUACUGGAGUGCUUUGGGAACGCCCAGACAGAGAUGAACAACAACUCCAGCCGCUUCGGCAAGUACCUAGAGCUCCUCUUCUGCCGGGACGGGCGGGUCCAGGGGGCAGCACUGUCAGAGUACCUCCUGGAGAAGUCGCGGGUGGUACACCAGGGCGAGAGGGAGAGGAACUUCCACAUCUUCUACCUGAUGUACGCUGGCCUGUCGGAGGAGGAGAAGAUCGAGUUUGGGCUGUCUGGUGCCGAGGCGCACAGGUACCUGAACAGAGGGCAUGAUGUGAGGAGAGCUGUCAACACGGCUUGUAAGCUCAAGUUCCAGUCUGUGAGAGACUGUCUACAUCUCAUCGGCUUCUCCAAGGAUGACGAGGAGAGUUUAUUCCGCACCCUGGCCGCCAUCCUGCACCUUGGCGACCUCCACUUCACCCAGUCGGACAAGGACAUGGCCCGUCUGGUCAACCAGGAAGUGCUGGACAAGGUGGCAGUCCUCCUGCAGGUGUCUGCCGACGAGCUAGGAGGGGCCAUCAUGUCCGAGACCACCUACACCAGAGGUGAAGCCAUCACCAAGCUUCGAACCGUAGACCAAGCCGAGGAGUGCCGCGAUGCCCUGGCCAAGGCCAUCUACAGCCGGCUGUUCAGCUGGGUGGUCAACAACAUCAACCAGCUCCUGCAGCCCGUGGAGGGGGCAGAGACCGACUACGAGAUCGGGGUGCUGGACAUCUUCGGCUUUGAGAACUUCUGCCGGAACAGCUUUGAACAGGUCUGCAUCAACCUCGCCAAUGAGCGGCUGCAGAACUUCUUCAACGAGCACAUCUUCCUGAAGGAGCAAGACGACUGCGAGCAGGAAGGCAUCAAGCUGGACAGCAUCAGCUUCACCAACAACAAGCCCUGCCUGGACCUCUUCCUGGAGAGACACACGGGCAUCAUCGCGCUCAUUGACGAGGAGAGCCACUUCCCGCAGGGUACCGACAAGUCGCUGGCCACCAAGCUGCACAGCGGACUGAGCCCCAAGGCCAAGAACAUCUACUUUGCUCCCAAGGACGGCGGGCUGUCCUUUGGCAUUUUGCACUAUGCUGGAAUUGUGAACUAUGACCUCUCAGGCUUCCUGGAGAAGAACAGGGACACGUUGGCUAAGUCGGUGCAGUUUACCAUGAAAACAAGCUACAGUCCCCUGAUCCGGGAGAUGUUCCAGAGCAAGGUGACGAGGACGGGGUCCAUAGCGCCCAGCGUCCGGCAGCGGGCAACGCGGAAGUCCCGGAAGCAGUCGACUAAGAACACCAAGGAUGCCUUUGCCUUCUUCCGGCAGAAACGGAUGUCCGAACGGGAAAGCCUGAGAAGGAAGAAAGUGGAGAAACCAGUAACAGGAACAGAGCGGAAGGGAGCUGCCACAGUUUUGUUCCACUUCAAGAAUUCCCUGUUGGAGCUGAUUGGCAAGAUGACUGUCUCCUCCCCGCACUUUGUGCGCUGCGUCAAGCCCAACACGGCCAAGCUGCCGGACAAGUUCACACCGGAGUACGUCAUCGCCCAGCUGCGCUACACAGGCAUCAUGGAGACCACCCGCAUCCGGCAGCAGGGCUUCCCGCUCCGGCUCACGCCCGAGGAGUUCUUGCAAAGGUACACUGCCCUGGUAGAGUUCUCUACCGACCGUAAACUGCAGCAGACAGACCUGCAGAGAUGCAAGGACACGCUCAAGUACCACAACAUCUCCGACUGGAAGCUUGGUAAGUCCUCCAAGUUGUUCUUCCGACACUGGCACACGCAGAGACUGCAGGAGCUGAGCAGCCGGUUGGAGAAGAAGAUUGUAACGUGCCAGAAAGUGGUGCGAGGUUUCCUGAGCCGACAGGGAAUGAAAAGUCUCCUCACGAGAUGGAAACGGCAAAAGGAUUGUGUGGCUGUCUUCUUCAGUGAAGUACAGCGCAAAGGUGACUUAAUCUUUGAGGUCCAGGAGGCUUGCAACGACCACGACGAGGCGCAGGAGCUGGAGCGAGUGUUGCUGGAUGCGGUGGCGACGGGCGUGAAUGGAGAAGACGCUGGGGGCCACAGGGUCACAGCAGCAGCAGCAGCGGGGGAGGAUGGAGAUGAGCAAGAGAUUGGCAGAAAUUGUCAGAACAUCUCAAUAGAGUCUGAUUAUACUGAGAUGACAGGGGGCAUUAGGACAUCCACCUCUUUCCAGGAAACCUCUUACGAGUCAAUGAAAUUGGAUGAUACCUACAACGAUGCUGACAUCUACGUCAAAGAUCCUGUAGACAGACGCCCUUCUGUCUUGCCUUAUCAGUUGACCACGGAUCAGAUUCACAUUAACCAAGCCAAGUGUACUCCCCCUGCUUCCUCCAGAGACAGCAGCAACACUGAACAGCACAGGACCAGUGGUGAGGUGUUUGACGAUCCCAUCUAUGAGACAAAGAUAGAGACGAAGGAAGACUUGGACGUUGGGAGUCGAACCUCGCGUGCACCUGCGGAACCUCCGCCCAGGACUAGCUCACUGAGUGGCAUGGAUGCCUCAAUUGGCCAAUCAGGCGUCGGGGCCCUGCCUCCUCCGCCCCCUCCACCUCCGAAUGGUCAUAUGACAUCAGGCAUGCCAGCAGCUGAGGGUGACCAUCAUUUGCCCCCUCCGCCCUCCCCUCCACCCAUUGCAGACUUGGAGGAGGCAAACAUCCCCAGUGACUUGCCUCCACCGCCGCCAAUGGCUGACGUCAGUGUGGAGACCAAGCAGAAGAUCUCCAACAUUCGAAACAUGUUCCUCCAGGAGGAGAAAAAUGCAGAUGUCCCCGCUGAACAGAAGAGGUGGAGUAAUACACCCCGAUUGACUGAAGAGGGCGAGGGUGAGGCACCCAACAAGGCUCGCAUUGCGGCCUUCAAGGCCAAGCUGGAAUCUGCCGAGAAGGAGUCGUCCGUCCCCGAGAAGCGACGGAGCCGACCGCUGUCGGAAGUCCAGGCCCAGUUCUCACCCUCACAGGAGGUGACCAACCGGGAAGUGGCCGCUUCCAGUCCGGGUGGGGUCAAGAAGCGACCCCCCGCACCUCUUCGAGAUCCAAAUACCCGGCUAACAAUGGCCACUGACCAGAUGGUGGGAUACCAUGAAAAGAAACAGCGUGCUGUGUCCAGCUCAGACAUGCCAACAAAUCAGUUUGUCUUCCCCUCGUCUGUGCCAUCGGGGAAUUCGAGACAUGCAUCAGACUCUCAUGGGAUGAGCAUCCCACCACCUCCAGUCAUGCCUGCUCCCCAACCGCCUCAGCAGCCAGUCUACGGCAACGUCGAUCAGCCAGGUUACAGUAGUCGCCCCACUUCACAACCUCCGCAUGGUCAUGUGAGCCAACCAAUCUAUGGUAACGUAGACCAACCGGGCUAUGCCAGCACCAACCAACCAAUCUACGGCAACAUUGACCAGCUGGGCUUCGAGUAUGACCCAUCCUUAUAUCAGAACAUUCCACCCCCGCCCACGGAACCCCCACCUCCUCCUCCGACAAACUCCAGCAACGUCUUCACCCAGAUUCCCGGAGCCAUCAGAUCAUCCAAGGUGCCCGUCCCACCACCGGGGCCAGUAGGGGGUGUGUCUGCACCCCCUCCACCACCACCCCCAGGCCCGGCACCCCCACCACCCCCUGGGGUACCCCAGGCGCCCAUGGCACCCCCUCCCCCACCACCUCCGACGGCAUCAAGCAUGGGGACUGGGGGUCUCUUGGAUGGCAUCAGGAAUGUGAAACUGUCAUCGGCCAGCAAUGGUGUUGAGAGGGAGCGCAAGAAGUCAGAGGCUACCAUGGAUAACUUGGUGGCCGAGCUCUCCCUGGGUACCCAUAGGCUCCGCCCAACCCCCAAACCCAUCAAGGGCCCAGCGACAGAGGGACAAGUGACAGAUCCCGAUGAGCCAGCCUGGAUUGUCAACAAGCGUCAGCCACCCCAAGUCAGCCCCACCAAACCCUCCAAAACCCCGCCCAGCGCCGCGGCCAAGAGCACUGCCCCAAAGAGUCCAGCUCACGUUCCCCUGUCACCUUCUGUGGCACCCAAGCCCCACAAGGCCAAUGGAGCCCCACCCCCAAAAGAGGAACUGCUCCCGCCGCCGCCGCCGCCCCCAAGUGCUCCCCCGUCGGCACCCCCUCCAGGGCAGCAGGGCCAGGGAGUCAAGAAGGCGAGCAUGGCUGCCCCGCCUUCUCAGGCGGCAGCUGGAGCAAACGGUAUCCCUCCUGAGGAAGACCUACCUCCUUGGAAGAGAGCCAUGAAGGAGAAGAAAUUGAAAGAGCAGCAGGAGAAAGAACAGCAAGAAGCUGCCAAGAAACAGGAAGAGGAAGCAAGGUGGAAGGACAUCCCAGAGUGGAAGAAGAAGAUGAUCCUGGAGAAGGAGCGGAAGAAGGCCGAGGAGGCGGCCGCUGCCGUAGACCCGGAGAAGGAGGAGCGGGAGGCCAAGCUGAAGGCCAUGCCCACUUGGAAGCGGAACCUGGUCAUGAAGAAGUCUACACCACAGGAGGAUAACAACAACGGUGUGCAGCAGUAAGCGCUUGCAGGAGAACAACUCGCUCUGGAAAGAGAUAAACUGUAGAGGAAGUCGACAAGGCUAGGCAAAAGCUUACUAUGCACGUAGUCAGAGUCAAGCCCCAUUUGAGAAUGGAGCCCAAUCAAGAACCAGUCACGGUGAAGGAAUGUUAUGAUGGGCAGACGUUAUGAGCUCAAGGAAUUAGCCCCAAGUCUGGAACAAGAUUACAGAUUGAUAAACGAACGGCAGUACACUUUGGAGACAUGUAUGAAAUACAAGGCGCCAGCUUGGAUUUUAGUCUCAUCCAUUCUUCCAACUUGGUAAAUGGCAGCGGCUAGUGUCAGAGGGUAAAAAUAAAAUCUUUUAUCUUUAUAUGACUGACGGUAGCACAGUGUAAAUCUUAAUAAGAGAUCAUGAUAAGUUUUGUCUUCUUUUAAUAGUUUGACUUGAUUGCGACUCGGGAUGAAGAAUUCCCAGGGGAAAAACUCUUGUGUCUCUUGAUGGUUUUGACAUGAAUCAAAAAGGAAAGAGUGCAUUUACCGUACAUGCACUAGCACGUGGAACAAAAGUGUUGCGUUGUGUUUUGUUUCAAGCUGACCUUUUUGGUUCACAAGCAACUUUCACCAAGCACAAAACAGAAACAGCAAGGAUAACAUGGAAAAAAAAAACAGUUUUACUGGUGAGGUGUUUUGUUAUUUUAUAACAUUGCCAGAAGUUUCCCAAAGGAGGAAAUUGUCACUACAGUAUGUAUAACCACAACUGUGCAUAUCUGAGUUACAAUAUUUACCAGUUACAUUUUUGGAACUUUUUUAUAUACGUGUAUUAGUUCAUUGUCGUCAACCGCUUACUGCAAGAUUAACAAAAAUUGAUUUAUAUAUUUCUGUUCGCUCAUCUUUUAUGUAUAUAAUUGUAUUAAUGGAAAAAGAGGAAUCUUGGUGCUUGAUAAUUAUGAUCAAUAUGCUUGAUCAAUAUGAAAUCAAUAUGCUUGAUCAAUAUGAAAUCAAAACUGAUGCAAAUAAUGAACGAUUAAACGAAUCUCUCUCGAAGCUUAUCUUUGCUUUUUGGUGCUGUAGCAUUUUCACCUAAACUUGAAAUGAUUUCACGGACAGCUUUAAUGGUUUUUACCGACGACCAUUCCAUGCAGCUUUUGUCUCUGGGAUUCUCCAUUCACAGACCAAUUCAACUAUACCUAUCAUUCCAGUUCUCCAUUGUGAGCGGACAUUUCCCCAAGGAUUAACCUCCUUUUAUCCCCUGAACUCUCCCGUGCAAGUUUUCAGCCUGCCAGGUCCUAUUUUCCUCCCCCCCUUCAAUAUUCCUUACUUGGCUGUGUCCGUGAAAACUGAAUUUCACUCAGCAACUGUCAUAAAAGUGGGCUGGUCCCAUCUUCUCAACACUUCAGUAAUACAUUUUCAUAUAAACUGUACGUACUUGUGCUAUGCAGAAUUUUGCUACAGAAUGUCGAAGAAAAUGGAAGAAAAAAAUGGAAACGAAAUGAUCUCAAAUUCCAUUAUAAGUCUUGCACAGUAUUAACCUAUUUUUAUCUCUUCUGCCAUUUACAACUAGAACUUAGAAAAUUACACUUGUAUUUUGUAAUGUAGAGUAUCCUACAUUUGAUGCAUUAAUGAUGGUAAUGGUGUCCUUGGGUAUGAGGUUAAAUUUUGUGUUAGGUUAUAGGUUUAAGCUCUCCUCUCUCUGUUAACCACUUAGCGCCGGUUGAGCCCAUAUGGGCGACAUUCUUCUGAUCCACACAGCCGGGCGGCCUUAGAUGGGGACCGGACUGACUGCUAUGAGUCACCAUAAGCUGUAAUCCUCCUAUUGUAAAGUACAAUGGCAUGAAGUGCCACAGCGCUCGCUCGAGGCCAGCCUGGCCAUUGUUUGUCGUUCCUGGCAGGGCCAAGGGCGAUCAAAGAAGCCAUUAUGUAACAGCCUAAUAAACAUAACAAUGGCAUUUUUUUAAAGCGCCCGACAACGAUUCAUAUAAAAGUAUGAUGAAUACGAAUGUCAAAAUCAAAAUCAUAAAACACCGCCCGGCAGCUUGUAGUUCAAGGGAACUUUUUACCUGGCCUGAAGUGGUUAAAACAGCAGCAAUGUACAUGAUGUGUAGUAUUGAUUAACACACACUGUAUCUACAUGCAUUGGAAAGUCUAAUGUUGUGGGUGUUUGAAAUUAUAUACAUGUAUGUAAAUAAUAGGGUGUGUGACCUUAUUUCUGUGCUUGUACAUGUACAUGAAAAAUGUUCAAAUCUGUAACAAAUGCAAGCAUGUCAAAGAUCUCUUCCAAUUCCUAUUAUGAGGUGUAAAAGUAAUGUUUAACCCGUGACUUUAACAGUAUGGUAGACACAAAAAGUAAACAUUUGAUUUUAUAAGUACAUGUAAUGCAGUUGAAAAUAUGCCCUUCUUGUGCUUGCGGGGCACGGAUUGUUUUUUAUGAAAUGAGUUUGAUUCACCAGGGUGCAAUUGAGUUUUGUGUAAUUUUUAUAACUGUUUUCGAUUAUUUGCGUGGUUUAAUUUUUGCCACAGUUCGGUAACUGUUGAUGGCAUGUAAAAUGCUUUUUUUUUUACUUUUUGUAAAAUCUGGUUUUAAAAAUAUGUGAAUGUGAUGAAAAUGCUUACUCAGUUUCAGAGUGAACAGCAGGAAAUGUUUUGCAUUUGUUAAAGAUGAAAUCAGUAAUAAGUCUUUGUAAAUUAUACAUGAACUGUUUUCAUUGGCAUGUAAGCUUUCCUUCAGUUUUGCUUGUAACGACAUAAAAGAUAACUUACCAAAUAAAUACACACUGUCCAUUCCGAACAAAAUUUGUAAAGACUAAAGCUACAUAUAUCUCCAUCGCAGGUAAUGUACGUGUAAAACUUGCAAAUGGAAAGUUACCCUAUUCUGAAUAUCAAUAUUUCUGCUAUUAAAACUGUUACUUGACAAGACUGCCCCAGACAAGGCUGAAAGACCACAUUUCAUGAGUGACUUGAAAAGGCAGGGUAGAGUAAAAUUCUCUUAAAGCAUAACCGAGCAUAAUUACAUGCAUAUUCUGCUGUUUUUUCAAAGAGGUACAGUUAACCGUUCUCACUGUAAGACAGUGUAUCCACACUGAAACAGGAUCAAGAAAAUUGACGUAUAAAAUUUGCCACUUCCAAGUCCAUUGACAUGUAUCUUCCAGUAAAAUACUUGAUCAGCAGAAAUUAGGGCAUAGUACAAUGUAACUCCAACACUGUAGUACAGGUGUUUAAGCAAUUUUAGAGAGCAUAUUGUACUUUUCUGUGCAUAUUUCAGUGACAAAGAUUCUGCAUGUGCUGUAUCAAUCCUACUCAUGUUCCUUUCAUUUUGGUUCUCAAGGUAGGGAUUUUAAAUCACAACAUCCAUUAAUUUACGGUAAGUGGGCUGGUCCCAUUUUGGAAUUAUUUUAUGUUUUCACUUUGUUAUUUUUCAUAUGCUUUGUCAUGAAGUUGCUAAAUUUUGCUGAUAUUUUUGAGUUUUGUAUGUUGUUUUGACAAAAAAAAAUCAUGCCUAGCAGAAGUUAACUUUUAAAAAUGGUAUGCAUAAUAAUUCUGGCAUUUUGUGGAUAUUUUCUUGAGCUCUAUUUAAUGAUGUAAUAUUGAUAUUAAAAAGAAGAGCAAAAAGGUACUUAA
This is a messenger RNA of Acanthaster planci (crown-of-thorns starfish), 12903 nucleotides long. RefSeq names its product myosin XVI (gene myo16). The record is from RefSeq and is a predicted model, not a curated record. Gene Ontology annotation, molecular function: ATP binding; cytoskeletal motor activity; protein binding. Gene Ontology annotation, cellular component: myosin complex. Lineage: Eukaryota; Metazoa; Echinodermata; Asteroidea; Valvatida; Acanthasteridae.